Molecule: messenger RNA, 1803 nt
Organism: Fusarium pseudograminearum CS3096
Lineage: Eukaryota; Fungi; Ascomycota; Sordariomycetes; Hypocreales; Nectriaceae
Exons: 2
Coding region: 1-1803 (600 amino acids)
Molecular function (GO): oxidoreductase activity
Source: RefSeq, a predicted model, not a curated record
AUGCCUUCCGCAACAACAACCUGGCACGAGGGCGAAAUCGCCAUGCAUGAGAAACUGAGGGUUCCCAAGAUGGAGAAUCCUACGUUUCCUGGUUUGGCGGAUCGUUAUGGAGUGCGAGUGAUGCAUUCUCCCUUGGUCGCUUUGGGUACUCUGGAUGACAAGGGCCGUCCGUGGACAACAAUCUGGGGCGGAGAACGUGGCUUUGCAAGACCAGUCGCUGAAGACGUCCUCGCAUUGAACAGCUCAGUUGACACUCGUUAUGAUCCAGUCUUCAGAGCUCUUUGGGAUGGUAUUGAUGAAGAAGGUGUGAAGCAAGGCGCCAUCAACAGGCCCAAUGACGGCGAUGGAAAGGAAAUGUCUGGGUUGGCUAUAGACCUGGAGACAAGAGAUCGUGUCAAAUUAGCAGGGAAGAUGGUUGCUGGUGCUACUGUCGAUGGAGGCAAGACUGUCCAGCUAGCCAUGGCGGUUACUGAGAGCCUGGGCAAUUGUCCCAAGUACCUCAACAAGAAGGACGUUGUACCACAUGCAAUGGAGCCAGAGCUUGUCUCUGAGAAGCUUCCCUUGCCUCAAGAAGCUUUGGAUAUAGUUGCAGCGGCAGACAUGUUAUUCUUGUCGAGCACAAAUGGACAUGCCAUGGAUACCAACCAUCGUGGAGGGAGUCCCGGAUUCAUACGAGUUAUUAGGAAUGAAGAAGACGGGGUUGAGCUCAUAUAUCCAGAGUUUUCAGGAAACAGAUUAUAUCAGACAUUGGGUAACUUCAAGGUCAAUCCUCGAGUUGGUAUUGCAAUUCCUGAUUACAACACUGCCAAUGUUCUCUACCUUACUGGUACCGCAUCCGUACUUGUAGGCGAAGAAGCUUCUUCUUUGCUGGCAAGGACAAAACUGGCUGUCAAGAUCUCAGUCACCUCUGCCAAGUUCGUCAAGUCUGGGCUUCCCUUUCGUGGCUCACUGGGCGAAUACUCUCCCUACAACCCACCUGUUCGUCACUUAAUUUCAGAGCAUGAUGCGCAUCUGGGUGCUGAAAACCCAAACGCUAUAACGGCAACACUGAAAGAUCGGGAAAUUAUCACACCCUCUAUCGAUCGGUUUACCUUUGAGUUGUCUUCUCAGCAGCCUAUCACAAACUGGCACGCCGGACAGUACAUCACGUUGGACUUUGAACCAGAGUUAUCGAAUGGCUACAGUCACAUGGCGGAUCAUGAUCCCCAGAGUAUCAACGAUGACUUUGUGCGAACAUUUACUGUUUCAAGUCCACCGGAGAACAGCAAAGAGUUACAGAUUACGACAAGACGACAUGGCCCAGUGACAAAUUUUCUAAGAAAACACAACUCACGUGUGCUGCUCGAGGUACCAGUGAUUGGUUUCGGCGGCGAAGAGGGCUUCCGCAUCCCACUGGAGCCUGAAGGUCCUAAAUCCAUCUUCAUCGCGGCAGGUGUAGGUAUCACACCUGUCCUCGCACAAGCACCGGCCGUUCUAAAGCACAACGUCCCGUUUGAACUACUCUGGACUCUUCGUUACGAAGACUUACCCCUUGCCAGUGACACGUUCUCACGUAUUCCUGGACUCGCGAAAUCGACUACUCUCUUCGUCACGGGACAGUCAGACAAGGACAAGGAGAGUUUGUUGGACGAAGCGGAGAAGGCUGGUACCCGGAUUGUGAAGCGUCGAGUAAGCGCGAGCGACGUCGAAAGCUUCAAGGGCCAGAGCGCCCGCUUCUUCUUAUGCACGGCUCCCGCGUUACUAGCUGCGCUCGAAGAGUGGUUGCAGGGGGAGAAGGUUGUGUGGGAAGACUUUGGAUACUGA